CAUCAAUGAAGUAGGAAGUAGGCUUAUGAGGCCGGAGUUAUUCACAACAACGAUUCCCGAAUUGUUGUGACUUUUGGCGGUGUGCUAAUUUAUAAUCUAGCAAUAGAUUUCCCAGGGUUACUAAAAUGUGGCCAUGUGUCUCAUAGUUUUAGACUGCAGCACCUAAAGCAAGUGCAAUAAAAUUCUAUAAACUGCAAGAUGAGUAACAGAAAAGUAAAUUACUUCUACGAUCACGAUGUUGGGAACUUUCACUAUGGACCUGGACAUCCGAUGAAACCACAUAGACUGUCAGUGAUUCACAGUUUAGUCAUGAACUAUGGCUUGCACAAAAAAAUGGAGAUUUACCGACCUUACCGAGCAACUUCCUUAGACAUGUGUCGCUUUCAUUCGGAAGACUACAUAGAGUUCUUGCAAAGAGUAACGCCACAGAAUCUACAAGGGUAUACCAAGUUCCUUACUCAGUGUAAUGUGGGGGACGAUUGCCCAUUGUUUGACGGACUCUUUGACUUUUGCUCUAUGUACACUGGUGCGUCUCUGCAAGGUGCGACAAAGUUGAAUCAUAAUUCUUGCGACAUCGCAAUUAAUUGGUCAGGUGGGUUGCAUCAUGCAAAAAAAUUUGAAGCGUCAGGGUUUUGUUAUGUGAAUGACAUAGUAAUCGCUAUUCUUGAACUUUUGAAGUAUCACGCUCGAGUGCUGUAUAUUGAUAUUGACGUGCAUCACGGUGACGGCGUGCAAGAGGCGUUUUACCUCACUGACCGAGUAAUGACAGUUUCAUUUCAUAAGUUUGGGAAUUUCUUUUUCCCCGGGACAGGGGACAUGUACGAAAUCGGAGCAGAGAAUGGUAGGUAUUAUUCCCUCAAUGUUCCGCUGAAGGAAGGUAUAGACGACACAAGCUACUACCAAGUAUUCCAGCCAGUAAUACAGUAUGUGAUGGACUUCUAUCGUCCGACAGCUAUUGUGUUACAGUGUGGUGCAGACUCACUGGCUGGAGACAGGCUAGGUUGUUUUUGUUUGAGCACCAAAGGACAUGGUGAGUGUGUGAAAUUUGUCAGAGAUUUGAACGUACCUUUGCUGGCCGUUGGGGGAGGGGGUUACACGUUGCGUAAUGUCGCACGUUGUUGGACUUAUGAGACCUCCUUAUUGGUUGAUGAACCGAUCAGUAACGAGUUACCUUAUACAGAAUACCUCGAAUACUUCGCUCCCGAUUUUACUCUUCAUCCCGACAUCGUGACAAGACAAGACAACGCUAACAGUAAGCAGUACUUGGAAACGAUCGUGAAAAACGUGUACGACAACUUGAAGUUGUUACAGAAUUCACCGAGUGUUCAGAUGCAAGACGUUCCUGGUGAUGCUUUCCCAGACAUGGCCAACAAUAAUGUUGAUGACAAAGAUCCAGAUGUGAGAAUAACGAAGGAAGAAGAAGAAGCUAAAAUCGAGCCUGUAAAUGAGUUUUAUAAUGGUGAUAAAGAUCAAGAUGGUGAAGAGGUAUCGACUACGUAGUCCAACACUGGUGGAAAAGCUGCUGAGAAAAAUCUGCCUCUAAAAACAAAAGUGUAAAACAGUAAAAUGAAACAGUAGAAAAACUGUUAAGUGGUACAUAAUCAUGUAAAGACUGAAUUACAAUAGGUACUGUUCUAGGUACUUUAGUAACAAGGUUAUGUCUGCCCUCCUCUUGGUUAGUGUUUGCAAAUAAUAAUGAUGACAACAUAAAUGCUUAGACACAAAAAGUACUAUACCUUUUUGUAAAGCUUCUUUUUAUAUUACUAUACAUAAGAGAACAGAGAGGAAGAUGCUGGGUGUUUAAGCUAUUCCUUAUUUAUGUAUUAUAUGGUAUUAUUAAUCACAUUUGAAUGUUGUACUUUAUGUACUCAAAAGUUAAUUUUUAUACAAAACGUUAUUACUUACAACCAAGAUUUUACAUUAUUAUGUAUAUAUUUGUAUAAUUUUUAUUUUAUCAUACGAUCAAUGCAGUUAUUAUCACCAACUUUAUAUGUUUUUAUUGUGUUUUUGUUUUAAUUAUGUUAAUAUUUUUUAUUAGGCUAGAUGUAUACUAUAGGAAUAUUUAUAUUUUAUUGGUAACUUUCUAUUUAUCAAUGGAAAUGUUUACAAAUUAUAAUAACUAGGCCUAUGCUAUCAUAUUUAUUUUUUGUUUUUACACCGAAUGGUUCUGGAUCAGCCUCAGAAAAAAUCACAGUUUUUAUAAGAAACAUUGUACAGUAAUCUUAAUGUAAUCUUAUAAUCAAAGUAGACUACAAA
This is a messenger RNA of Macrosteles quadrilineatus (aster leafhopper), 2256 nucleotides long. RefSeq names its product histone deacetylase 3 (gene HDAC3). Gene Ontology annotation, molecular function: histone deacetylase activity. Bases 199 to 1500 code for a protein of 433 amino acids. The record is from RefSeq and is a predicted model, not a curated record. The transcript is spliced from 2 exons. NCBI's taxonomy places the organism in Eukaryota, Metazoa, Arthropoda, Insecta, Hemiptera, Cicadellidae.